This is a messenger RNA of Aspergillus melleus, 882 nucleotides long. Its product is annotated as class II fructose-bisphosphate aldolase. Gene Ontology annotation, molecular function: zinc ion binding; aldehyde-lyase activity. The coding region runs from base 1 to 882 and encodes 293 amino acids. The record is from RefSeq and is a predicted model, not a curated record. The transcript has 3 exons. NCBI's taxonomy places the organism in Eukaryota, Fungi, Ascomycota, Eurotiomycetes, Eurotiales, Aspergillaceae. Gene Ontology annotation, biological process: carbohydrate metabolic process.
AUGGCCUCAAAGGAUGAAUACAUGUAUCCUGAAAGCAACCUCACAUGGCGAAUUCUCAAUCAUGCCAGCAAGCAUAACUACGCUGUCGGAGCCUACAACUGCUACAACACCGACGGCGUAAUGGCCGUAAUCCGCGCCGCCGAACGCACACGCUCCGCAGCAAUCAUUCAACUCUUCCCCUGGACAAUGCAUUUCCAAGGUCCUGAGUUCAUCCGCUACGUAGUCCGCAGCGCUCACGCUGCACACGUCCCCAUAGCCGUGCACCUCGACCACUGCAUCAAGGCCGACGAUGUCGAGUUGGCGCUGACUCUGCCGUUCGAUUCCAUCAUGGUGGAUGCGUCGACGCUCGAUGAGGAGGCUAAUAUCAACUACUGUAAAGGAAUCGUGCAGCGAGCUCGUGCUUUGAAUAUUACCAUCGAAGCGGAGAUGGGACGUAUUGAGGGCGGCGAGGACGGUUUGCCUACGGUCGAUAUGGAGGCUGUGAUGACGAGGGAGGAUCAAGCGGAGGAGUUCGUUCGGCGCACCGGGGUGCAUUUUCUGGCGCCUUCGUUUGGGAAUAUUCAUGGUGGAUAUCCGGAGGGAGGGGCGGAGAGGGCGUGGGAUUUGGAGAGACUCGCAGCCAUCGGGAAGUCACUAUCCCCGACCAUUCCCUUGGCACUUCACGGAACGCACCCUGUCUCUGACGAGCUCUUCUUGGAAACGAUUCAGUGCGGUGUUCGGAAGAUCAACCUGAAUCGGACUGUGCGGGAUGAAUAUACGAAAUUUGUUGCUGAAAAUACCGGAUCCAUGGAGCUGACUGUGCUCAGUGUUCAGGCCGUGGAGGUCUAUACCAAGUCGAUUGUGCGGAUGAUGGACGUGCUGGGGUCAUCAGGACGCUAUUGA